AUGAAGGAUUCACCUACAUUAUUAUGUGGUUUAAAACUUUAUUUUCAACAACGUACUGAUACUGAACAAAAUCGUUUAUUAACCAUUUCUCCAGAUAAUUGGGGUCGUACAUUAUUAUUAAAAACCAUUAAGGGUAUUCUUGCUUUUCCUGAAUAUUGGAAUGGAAAUAAACCUCUAAGUGAGGACACAAUUAAAUUAGUAAAGGAAUUUUAUUUACAAGAUGGUACUAGUCGAGCUUCAUCACGAAAAAAAGAUGUUAUGCGUAUUGAUAAAGUACCAGUACCAGUUCGAUUUAUGGAAAUGACGGGACGUGAAGCAUAUCAGCAAUUCAUUAUACAAAAUCCUACAUUUGUUUAA
This is a messenger RNA of Rotaria sp. Silwood2, 357 nucleotides long. The record is from the annotation of a GenBank genome assembly. NCBI's taxonomy places the organism in Eukaryota, Metazoa, Rotifera, Eurotatoria, Philodinida, Philodinidae.